Messenger RNA from Dichomitus squalens LYAD-421 SS1, 4348 nucleotides. Its product is annotated as Zn-dependent exopeptidase. The transcript has 12 exons. Gene Ontology annotation, molecular function: carboxypeptidase activity. The coding region runs from base 126 to 2840 and encodes 904 amino acids. Lineage: Eukaryota; Fungi; Basidiomycota; Agaricomycetes; Polyporales; Polyporaceae. The record is from RefSeq and is a predicted model, not a curated record.
GGGGUCUCCAAUAUUGCGUGCUUCCUGCGCUCCGACUCGGACUCUAGAGACUUCUCAGAAGGCUAUCAUCUCCAGCCGCUCCCCACACACUCAUGCAGAACAUCUCUUGCUGAGCGACCACCAUCAUGGCCGACCUCGACGAGAAAAAGCCGUUCGAGAAAGCGAGGCAUUUGGACGAGAUACCAGUCCCCGUCGCCGCCGUCCCCCCUCCGACUCGCCAGCCCCCCCGCGGCCGCCGAUUCUUGGUCGCCUUCUUGAAGCUCGCGCUCCUUACAUCACUCUGGAUAUGUGCGCGGCGUUGGACGCAGACCGGGGUUGAGCAGGAGCUGGAGGCACACGAGGGGAGGUGGAUCUCCCGCGCAUUCGGUGGGGAAGCUUGGACGUGGUCUCCUCGUAAGGUGUUGCGCGGGAAGAAGGCUGAGAAGUUAUUCCUGUCCGUUCCCAACCCCGCGAGCGCGAUCGCAGCGUCUCGCCAGUAUGCGACGAAGCCGCACUUGGCGGGUACAGACGGUGACUUCGAAACCGCAAAGAACUUCUUGCGUCUCCUUCAGACGGAGCUCGGCGCAGGGACGCCGGGCUCAAUCCCCUUAUUCUCUGCUGGGACGCCAGAAUCGCGCAACGCUACCCUCGGCAUCCCGCAACUGACAAAGCCAACAGCAUGGAUCGACACGUACUACCCGGUCAUGAAUACGCCGCUUGAUCACAGCGUGGAGAUCCUCGACGACAACGGCAACGUCGUCUGGAAAGCCGAGCUUGAAGAGGUUGCGGAUGAGACCGAUCCCGAGGCGGGCAAGUACUUCGACGCAGUCACCACCUGGCACGGACUCAGCCGCGGAGGAUCCGCCAGGGGAAAGCUCGUGUAUGCGAACUACGGGAAGAAGGAGGACUUCGACGCGUUGGUUGAGCAAGGUGUCGACCUGAACGGCUCCAUUGUCAUUACUCGUUAUGGAGGCAUAUUCCGCGGGCUGAAGGUCAAAGGCGCUCAGGAGCAUGGCGCUGCUGCCUGCCUUAUCUACUCAGACCCGCGCGACGACGGUACCGUGACUGUAGAGAACGGCUACGCUCCAUACCCGCAUGGUCCUGCGAGGAACCCCAAUUCGGUCCAAAGGGGUAGCACGCAGUUCCUGUCAAUAUAUCCAGGAGACCCAACGACUCCGGGCUACCCAUCGUAUGAGAACAGCACUCGCACGAAUGGCACCAAUAUCCCUUCUAUCCCCAGUCUGCCCAUCUCCUGGGCUAACGCUCAGGUUCUUCUCAAAGAGAUCCAGGACAGUGGUCAGAACCGUACCAUUUCCCUCGUCAACAACGUGGACGACAAAGUCAUCCCUAUUUGGAAUGUGCUUGGUGUCAUCCCCGGGCACAUCAAGGACGAAGUUGUUGUGAUUGGUAACCACCGUGAUGCUUGGGUCUUAGGCGCAGUUGAUCCUUCUUCAGGCACCUCUUCCGUGCACGAGGUCAUCCGUGGUCUUGGAGCUCUCCUCCGGCACGGAUGGACGCCCCUGCGCACUAUUGUUAUCGCAAGCUGGGAUGCCGAGGAGUACGGUCUGAUCGGCAGCACUGAGUGGGGCGAGGACUUCGAGGACUGGAUUGACGAGCACGUCGUCGCCUAUUUGAACCUCGACGGCUCCGUUUCUGGGUCGCGCUUCAAUGUCCAGGCUACGCCCUCCCUCGCUCACUUCUUGCGCGCAGCCGCCGAGGAGAUCCCGCAUCCAACACAGCCUGGCAAGACGCUAUGGGAUGCUACAAAGGAUCGUGGCGUGCUGACUGGCGACCACAUCGACGCUGAAGUCCUUGCGAUGCAUUCAGAGGCUGAAGCGGAGCUUGCGGCUUCCAGCACUGGCGUUGGCGUGCUUGGUUCCGGAAGCGACUAUACCGUCUUUGUGCAGCGUACUGGGGUGGCUUCCGCCGGAGGCGGCUUCGGCUCGACUCUGCAAGACCCGGUCUACCACUACCAUUCGAUCUUCGACUCCGAGAGGUGGAUUGAAUUGUACGGCGACCCCGGCUUCUUCCGGCAUGUUGCUGUUGCAAAGUACCUCGGACUGCAGACCAUCCGUCUCGCAGACUCUAUCGUACUACCCCUCAACACGACUUACCACGCCUUCGAACUCGAGAAGUACCUCGAAAAGGUGGAAGAGCUCGCCUCGACAACCUCUCUUGACGUCGACUUUUCCGAUCUCCGCAAUGCGAUCCAGUCCCUCCAGAAGGCCAGCCUCAAGCUUGACCACGAAAAGGUUGAGGCGGAGCACAAGCUCAGGAAGCUCCUUCGCAAGUUCGCCCGCCGCCACCUCUUCCGUCGCACGUUCCGCCGCGCGCUUUGCAAGCUCAAGCGGUUCCUCGGCAAGGACUGCGCACCCUUCCGCAAGGAUGCUUCUCCUGUCGCCAGCCCCGCGAUCCCUACCGUUGACAAGGCAUUCGAGUGCUCGGGCAUGAAGUCCGGAAAGGGAAACAAGAACGGGCUGCUGCCUUUCAAGCCCCGCGUUGGUCAUGCACCCGCCGUGGCGCAAGAGCAGCGCGAGCAGGCGAUGGGCGAGGAGCUGUAUGCGUUGGACAAGAAGCGGUUCCCGAGCAAGAAGUUCAAGAAGGCGGUGAAGCGCGUUCGCGAGGUCAACAAGAAGCUGAAGCUCUUCGAGCGCGGCUUCAUCGAUGAGGAGGGUAUCAAGGACCGGGAAUGGUACCGCAACCUGGACGUAGCCCCCGGCAAGUGGCUUGGUUACGGCGCUACGACGUUCCCGGCGUUGACCGAGGCAAUCACCAUCGAUAAGAACCACACGUUGGCCGUGUAUGAGGCAAAGAGGUUGCAGAAACUCGUUGAGAAGCUCACGCACGUCAUAAAGGUCUAAAGGGACUGUUUCUGUAUUACCAUGUUCUUCACUAUGUAUUUGAGAUGGUCUACAGCUACAGGAUGGAGCGUACGGAACAUUGGACGGAUGGAUGAAUCAGAACAGACACGCGACUGUAGGUAUGAACAAAACGUUGGACACCAAUCACAUAACGACAAAGCCAACAGUAUUGCGGCCUCGUAUGGGCGUAGGUAUCGCGGCGGAGUGGGUACGUGGACCAGCCACGUACACAAGACGGUCACCUGGGCUGUCACUCAGGCGAAUCGCGAGCCCUUGCGUCCCGAAGGUUGGCGAGGGCGAUCAACACUAGCGAUGGGAGAAACAUGAGAACUCGAUACGGGGGCAUCUUGUCGCCUCUCGGUGCAGUCAAAGCGGACCUUGUAGGCUCCAGGGACAAACAUCGAGGGGCUGUCCGCGCCAUGGGCAUGGGAGCUCCCAGACUCUACCUGAAGGGUCCUGCUAAAGGAAUGGCUCUGCGGCGGGGCAGGCUGCGGGGGAGGAGUAGAAAAGAAGGCUGAGCCAGAGUAUCGCGCUGCACUGGAUUGAGUGAAGACAGGUGCACCAGGUGGAGUAUUGGGUUCGAAGGGUCCGGCCAUCCGAGGUCUUGCAGGUUCUUUGCCGAAAUCUCGAGCGUUCACCCUAUUCAACGGGGGACAUCGUGGCCCCGGCUCUGCAAAGAACCGCUGUGGCUGGGAAGGCCUACCGAACGACCGAUUUUGGCUCGAAUACGGGACAAAUCGCGUCGAGGUCUUGUACUCGAAGCGUCGGGGAGCAGGUCCGGCGUGAUACAAAAUAUUCGGUUCAUCAGAGGCCCCCUGCGUGCUCUUUUCUUGACAAGAGCUGCGCUGUGCCGGGGUCUUCUGAGCUUCUUUCUCCGCGAUCGCGACAUCGUCGACUUGCUUCGAGCCCAUUGACGAAGGCUUCAAUGUCAUGGAGAGGUUGCUAGUAGCGACAGUCUCAUCAUCCUGGAUACCGCAGCUGCGAAGCAUAUCGCGCAAGCGGUCUAUGUCCGCAUCCACGGCGAAGGUGAGGGGCUUUCUGACAGAGUUCGCACUAGGCGAAGACCGACUCUCUGCCGUAGGUCCCUCUGACUCGGUCUCCGAUACACUUAGGCGGCGUACUCGAGUCGGCGGACUCCAAGUAGGCGCGCGAGGAUUCAAGACACUUGUAGAGGACCUCGAAUGGCGGCCCCACUGACUCAUCGGCUCCGCAGGAAAUGGUCUCGAGGUAGUCUGCAGUCCCUUUUCGGGCAUGAGGGUAGUCGUUGGAAUCUUGACCGCGCGGGGUGUCUGCUCCAUCCAUGAGUUGACGCGAGUCAGCCAUUGCUGUGGGCCAUCCCUUGAACCAGUCGCCGCGCAUGAAGUAGCUGGCAGAGUAUCGGCGCAGAUGGAUUGCUCUGUCCCGGAGACGGCAGCCGAGACUGAAGUGCCCCUGCGACCUUUACCGCGACCCCGCGAUCUGGCUUGUCGGCCAGCCUUGGGCGCCACGGCCCAGUUGGGACGGUCAGG